This is a messenger RNA of Candida tropicalis MYA-3404, 1035 nucleotides long. Its product is annotated as phosphopantothenate--cysteine ligase. The transcript has a single exon. Gene Ontology annotation, cellular component: cytoplasm; nucleus. The coding region runs from base 1 to 1035 and encodes 344 amino acids. Gene Ontology annotation, molecular function: phosphopantothenate--cysteine ligase activity. The record is from RefSeq and is a predicted model, not a curated record. NCBI's taxonomy places the organism in Eukaryota, Fungi, Ascomycota, Pichiomycetes, Serinales, Debaryomycetaceae. Gene Ontology annotation, biological process: coenzyme A biosynthetic process.
AUGACUCCUCCACUGCAAAAGAAUUUCCAUACAGCUAAUCCAGAAACAGAAUCAGCAAUUGAUCGUAGUAUUCCGGAAUUUGAAGCUGCUAAAACCUCGGAUGAAGAUGAAUAUUUUAAAAAUCAUAAACCACCUUCAUAUUUAUCAGAAAUUGAAAAAGAAGUACAAGAAUUUAUCAAUUAUCAUCUUAAUACAACUGGUAAAAGAAUUGCCCUUGUAACAUCUGGUGGUACGACUGUUCCAUUAGAAAAUAACACUGUUAGAUUUAUUGAUAAUUUUAGUGCUGGUACUAGAGGGGCUACCAGUGCUGAAUAUUUCUUGGAGAAUGGAUAUGCUGUUAUAUUUUUACAUAGAGAGUUUUCAUUAUUACCUUAUUCUAGACAUUAUAGUCAUUCAACCAAUUGUUUUUUAGACUUUAUGAUUGAAAAGGAUAAUAAAAUUGAAAUCAAUUCGAAAUUUGCUGAUGAAAUGUUGAUCGUUUUCAGAAAAUAUAAUCAAGCUAGAGAUUCAAAUUCAUUAUUAUUAUUACCUUUCACUACAGUUAAUCAAUAUUUAUAUACUUUGAAAACCAUUUCGGAAAAUUUACAUAUUAUGAAAUCAAAAGCAUUAUUUUAUUUAGCUGCUGCUGUUUCUGAUUUCUUUGUUCCACAAUCAAGAAUGCCCCAACAUAAAAUUCAAAGCUCAGCAACUAAUGAUGGAGAAUUGGUUAUUAGAUUAGCACAAGUUCCUAAAUUUUUAAGUAGAUUAGUUGAUAAUUGGGCUCAAGGUGCUAUGAUUAUAAGUUUUAAAUUGGAAACAGAUAAUAAUAUUUUAAUUAAAAAAGCAACUAGUGCAUUAGAAAGAUAUCAUCAUCAAUUAGUCAUUGGUAACUUGUUACAAACUAGAAAGAAAGAAGUUGUUUUUGUAAGUCCAAAUAACCAUGAAGAAUGGAUUAAACUAUCACCACAAGAAAUUGAGGAUAAUGUUGAAAUAGAAAGUAAAAUGAUUCCAGCAGUUAUAAAAGUUCACGAUGAAUGGAUUAAUAAAAACCAAUAG